Harmonia axyridis is the source of this 1475-nucleotide messenger RNA. Its product is annotated as transmembrane protein 231-like. Gene Ontology annotation, cellular component: ciliary membrane; ciliary transition zone. Gene Ontology annotation, biological process: cilium assembly; regulation of protein localization. Lineage: Eukaryota; Metazoa; Arthropoda; Insecta; Coleoptera; Coccinellidae. The transcript has 5 exons. The record is from RefSeq and is a predicted model, not a curated record. The coding region runs from base 546 to 1469 and encodes 307 amino acids.
CAUAAAACAAAUUGUAUAUUCAUUCAGUCGCUUAUUAAAGCUGCUACUGUAAGGUGUUUUGAAUGAUUCAUUCUAUUUCUGAACUCUGCGGUUAAUUGAAUGAAGUCUUUAUUGAUUAAUACAAAUUCUUAUCACUCUUGAUUUGCUUAAAUGGAGGUAUUUUUUAGAAUGAAUAACCAUAAUUGAUGACUGCAUGGUUACAUAAUACAUCUGCGAAUAUUUGCGAACAAAAAAUAAUAUUGCAUAUUGUACCCAAUUUAAUACCUAUUACAUGGAGCUAACAUAAUGAAAAAAUUAUAUGAAUAUUUCCUCGUACCAACAAAAUAUCAAAAAUUUAAUACGAUUAUUUUUUUUUUUUUAUUAAAUUGUCGAUAUUCCUGAAAAUGCAAAUCCAAUCGAAAUCAAAUUGAGAACCCCGUUUGAAUUGCAUUAAUUCUAUGUUGCUACUUAGAUGGCAGGCCGUACGAACGUUGCCAUAGUAACAUUUGAAGUUUAAAAAUAAACACAAACAUAUCUUCAAAUGUGUAGAAAUAAAAUUUCACAAAAUGGUAUUAAUACAAGUACAUACAAAAAGUGUGAGAACAAAGUACAAAGUUCGUCUUUUGUCGAAAGGAACACUAAUUUUUGUCAUAACCACUGUAUUAUCAAUAAUUCUUCCAUUUAUAUUAGCCUAUAAGAGCAAAGGUUUUUGGAUGAAAAGGGACGUCUUCUAUGAUUUUCCAGACAUAAGAUUCCAAGGAAAAUAUAUUUUUGUAGCUUCCACAAGUAACAUAACUUUUCCUAUAGUUUGCAGUUCUUAUCCAAUUUUGAAGGAACAUUUCAAAAAUUUUUCUACAUGUUCACAAAUUAAAGUUCGAGAAGUAGACUACAAUAACAAUCGAAAAAUCGAUGAAUUAUUCUUAGGAUUGAAAAUAAAUCUUCCAGAAAAUAUUAAGAUAUUUUCUUUCAUAUUGAUACUUCCAAUCAUUCUCAAGCUUCAUAUACCAUCGUGCCCAUUGGAAAUGCAGUCUGAGAUUAUUUUACAAAGACAAAUGCCAGAGACCUCUUCUAACAUAACAUUCAUCGGAAACUUAGGAAUUGAUCAAUUUUAUCCUCUUCAAUGUUCUAGUAAGAUAAUUAACACAGCUUUCAAUUAUUCUGCAAUACUAGAGGAGAAUAUUUUGAAGAACUUUAGAAUUGGGAGCAUAAUUCAAAAUCGAAGGGAGAAAAAUAUAACAACAACAAUAUCCAAUCUGAUAGCUAUUGAAGAAUCUAAGAUUAAAAAUCAUCUUAUGGUAAAUCUAAAAAUUCAUUACAAUGAACAACAAUUCUAUUAUAAACCCCAAUUCAUGCAAAUCAUGAAAUGGGCUUGGAUCCAAUAUUAUGUAAUAUACAUAAUAAUCCAAUAUAUAGGUAAUAAAAUCAUGAAUUACAUAUUCGAAAAUCGUCUAGUUUUGUAUUACAAGGAUAAAUCAAAUAAAUUCAACUGAAAAUCA